AUGGACGGCUGCCAGGUCCGCUACGGCGACAAGAUAGCCCUCGGCAACUGGAGUCAAUCGACGCCGGCUGGCCCCAAGGAUGGCCUCAUCUGGACCGUGCGUCGAGGCGAGCGCUGGGGCGUCUUUGGCCCCAACGGCUCCGGCAAGACGACCAUCGUUGCGUUGCUCUGCUCGGAUCACCCGCAGACGUACGCCCUGCCGAUCAAGCUCUUUGGCCGGAGUCGCAUUCCCGAGCCGGGCUCUGGUGGCAAGGCACUCACGUUCUGGGACAUUCAGGCGCGCAUCGGCCACUCCAGUCCCGAGGUGCACCAGCACAUGCCGCGCAACCUGACCGUGCGGGCCGUCCUCGAGAGCGCGUGGGCGAGCACCUUCAGCGCCGUGCCGCGUCUCGACGAUGACGCGCACGCGAGGGUCGAAGCUGCACUGAAGUGGUUCGCGCCCGAGCUGGAUCCCAGCUUCCAGUCCCGUGCGGCAGAGGGGGGUCUCGCGUGGGCGGACGACAACCUCUUCGGCAAGCUCUCCUUCAGCGCGCAGCGCGUGGCACUACUCGUGCGCGCCGUGAUACGAGGCCAGGACGUCGUGGUGCUCGACGAGGCGUUUGGCGGCAUGGACGAGGUCGUGCGGGAGAAGUGCAUGGCUUUCCUCGAGCAGGGCGUCGACGGCGGCGUGCCGGGCCUGUCGGAGGCGCAGGCGCUCGUCUGCAUCAGCCACGUGCGGGAGGAGGUGCCGGACUGCGUCGAGGCGUGGAUGUGUCUGCCCGAGGCCAACGAGGGGCUUCCUGCGCGGUUUGGGAGGUUCAGGGGGUCUGUGAGGAAGGGAGAGAGGGGCUGGAAGGAGGUUUGGGGGGGUUGGAGCUGA
Molecule: messenger RNA, 858 nt
Organism: Verticillium dahliae VdLs.17
Lineage: Eukaryota; Fungi; Ascomycota; Sordariomycetes; Glomerellales; Plectosphaerellaceae
Exons: 1
Coding region: 1-858 (285 amino acids)
Cellular component (GO): mitochondrion
Molecular function (GO): ATP binding; ATP hydrolysis activity
Source: RefSeq, a predicted model, not a curated record